AUGUCUGGAUAUCCUGCUGGCUCUGGUGAUGGUAAUGGUUUGGAUUCUUUAUUGGCUCAGCUUCGACAGCAGCAGAACAAAACUGUCAAUCUGGAGCCCAGCUUUAGCUACUAUAAUAACGGCGGCUACUUUGGUCAACCUCAAUCCCAGCAGCCUCAUUACCACCAACCUGCGGUGUCGUCACCAAUUCCUACACCUCCAACAACGGGUCAACAACCUCACCAUAGCUCAACCAUCAUGAGCCCAGUGGGUACCCCUCAGCCGCGUCUGCCUGCUGCAACAGGUGGUACCUCCAAUGCCGACCGAACUUCCAGCCUUCUAAAUCUCCUAAAGUUCAGCCAGCCCUCUGCCGCCAACACCGCAGCGAAUACAGUACCAAUCGGCACACCUUUACCUCCUUCCCGAGAACCCUCUUCACAUUAUACUACCGCUGAUACAGUUGGUCAAAGCAGCAGCCCUGCUCAAGGACGUGGCGGAUCCGACCUAUUGGCCUCGCUCAUAGGAUCGAGCCAAUCCAAGGCAGGCCAGCAGGCUACUCCGAACUUUUCCUCACCUGCACAACCAGCUCAGCCUAGCUUUGGCUCUGCGAAUACCUCCACCCCUGCCGAUACUCAAGCCUACCUCCUCCAGCUUUUGAAUCAGCCAAAACCUGCACAAUCCGAUAGCACUCCACAACUCAAGUCAACAAAAGUUUUUACACCUCCAAGCAAGGCCAGCUCGCAGGAUGACGUUGGAGACAUCACCCAAGCUUUGGAGGAUGCUUCUUUAGAUAUGAACAUAAUGGGCCAGACUACAACAGAAUCCAUUCCUGCCUUUGCAAAGGAGAAUGUCCGAGACUCUGCUCCGAAAAUUACGCAAGGUCUUUUCACAUAUGUCAACCCGUUCGAGCAGCUUGCUGCUUCAUCCCCGCGCAACCGCACCCCCAAGAACGCGACACCAGGUCCUUCCAGUAGCCCCGCUAUACAAAUUCUAAAGCAUCCUCGCCACGAGUCUACGGAGCACAAGCGGAAGACGGAUGAGAGGAGUACGGUGUCGAGCCCAGCUCAUACAAAGCGGAAGCUUGAACCCUCUCAAGCAUCUCCCUCUCCGUCAAUUCCUCUCCCAGACGGACGCACUCCAGUCGAGGCCUUGAUGGGCAUAGGCGCACCUGACCACAAGGAAACCGUUCAGGAUGCUCUGAAUGAGGUUGGAAGCCAAGUCGAUAGAGAAGUCCGAGAUGCAAUUGCUCGCGCCGAAAACGACGAAAAUCAAGUAGAAAUUGAAAAGGACUUGCAGGACAUGCUUGAAGCCAAGACCGAGGAAGAAUUCGAAGAGGCUGCUCAAGCUGCUGCGAUUGCUAUCAAGAAAGAGCUUGAAAAGGAAGAGAACCUUGGUGCGCUCGACAGCCUUCCAUCUCCUGUGGCUGAGGCAGUGAAGGACAUCGUCGAUGAUACAGCUCAUGGUCAUGUCGCUGAUAGCUGGGAGAGCGCUGAUGCCGAAGAAAGUCCCAUCAAAGAUGAAGAAGACAGUGUCAUCAAGGUCUACAAUUUUCCAAUGCGACCGUGGACUUCCUUCACCAUCAAGGAAACUGAAGAGACUCGUCCAUUACUCCGCGAUGAGGCAGUUAUGGAUAUCGCCCGCCUCAAGAAGGACUUUGACCAGAUUGAUCGAACUCUCGUCACUGCAUCCAAUAAUUUCAUUGUGUACGGCAUGUCUAAGAAUGGUGGAGUACGCAUUAUCAGACAGGAUGACGGCAAAGAUGCGAGACUUUUCACCGAGACGCACGAUCGUAUCUUCAGCGUCGUCAUGUCAUCUUCAUCAGCUGAUCUCAAGGAGGCUAUUAUUGGCACUGGCAUCAGUGGAACAGUCUACUGGGCCUUGAUCAAGGAUGGCGAAGGAGAUCACAUCGAAGAGAGCAACCCAGAACAGUAUGGGUUUGCACUUCCUCCUAUUCAAGCUCUGGACAGCGAAUCACCGGGUGGUGUUUUGAAGACCCGUGCGCGAAAGAGCUCCAAUCAUCCUGAUUUCUUUGCUGUGGGUCGAGGGAAGUUCAUCCAUGUAAUUUGGCCUUCCGUCAUCUUGAAGCAGUCUUUCCUGAAAAAUGGCAAAGACCGUAUCGUUGACGUCGAGAAAUAUCUCACCAAGCAUUCUCUCAAGGUCAACACCGGCAAGGCGGGCAAAGACUUCACCUUCAGUGAAGAUGAUACGACCAUUGUAUCUCUCGACAAGGCCGGACGAGUCAAAUUCUGGGAUGUUCGCAGCCUUACCAAGACUGAUAUCAUGGGCAAUCCAACUCACGCUCACAGCAUUGAGAUCAAGGAGCCGUUGAUCACUUUCACAACUACUCCAGCGACUGAGAAAUCAUGGCCUACAUCAGUCUUGUUCGUCGACAAGCUCCGACCCUAUCAACGAGGUGGCGCAUUGAGAUACUUGAUUGUUGGGAUGAAGCAAAACCAUACAUUGCAGUUAUGGGACCUUGCUCUCAGAAAACCUGUCCAAGAAAUUCAUCUCCCCCAUAGCAAGGAGUCGGACGCUGUCUGCAGUGUCGUAUACCAUGCUUCUUCAUCGAUAAUCAUCGUUGGACAUCCAACCCGCAAUUCGAUCUACUUCCUUCAUUUGUCCGCCCCGAAAUAUAACCUUCCAAAGAACUUCACGCAAGCCGAAUACAUUGAAAAGCUUGUUGCCGGUGAUCCUUCAGCUCCGAAGCCCGAAUCUACUGCAGUUAUCAGCGGCAUGCGCGAGUACUCCUUUGCCAACAAGGGCGUCCUCAGAAGCCUUGACAUCCUGCAAAGUCCAAACUCGGCCUCUGCUAGCGCUGAUUCUUCAACACUGUUCGAGCUAUAUGCGAUGCAUUCGAAAGGUGUCACAUGUCUCAACAUCAGGCAAGCUGAUCUUGGAUGGAAUUCCGAUAAUAAGGUCAUCAAUCCCGUUUUUGCGGAGAAGGUUGGAGUGAUUUCGAUCGAUACUCUCAAGGAAAUCCCUGCUACUCCAGCACCUGAGGUCACUGAGGCUACAGCUCAGCCUUCGAUUCCCACUCGUAUCGUCCCGCGUCCAGCUGCUAAGGAGUCAGUAGCGAAGGAGACGCCUAGAAAGGCUGCACUGAAUGACCCAUCAAGCGUUGUUCCGAAGAGUGACGACAAGGCCGAAAAGAAAGAAGUGUCUCCAUCCAACGGUGGAUUGGCCUCUGCUAGCGGCCCUGAGAAGUCGGAGAAGAAGAAGAGGAGAAAGGCAACCUCCGAGAACUCCACUGCCGGGCCAUCGGGUGCUCCCCAGCCUUCCCAAUCGUCCAAGAUGGUUGUCCUCGACCCUUCCUCCAACAGCAGGAAUGGAAGCCUCGGAAAGGCCAAUGCUGGUAUGGCCCCCAUUCCUGAAUCCAACACUGUCGUUCGCUCGCAAGACAUUAGCGAUGCAGCUAUCAAGAGCAUUGAGACUCGUGUCGCUGCUGAGGUCAAGUCAAUCUUUGGACAGUCUAUGGACUCGCUCUAUCAAAAUAUCAAGGAUGAUAGGCGUACUCAAGCUGCUGUAGCAGAAGCAAAGUCGGAUGCAAUGCUACGCCUUGUCUCUAGCACCCUGUCUGAUAACAUCGAAGUGACUCUCGGUCGAAUCGUCAUUGGUAGUAUUCAAAAGUCUGUACUGCCAGCUCUCUCCGAUCUCGUUGAUGAGCAAUUUGGCCCGAAGCUGAAUUCUCACUUGAUUCAAAAUAUGCCUAUGGAGCUUCAAAAGGUUCUUCCGGAUGCCAUUGGAAAGGCUUUGCAGCAGCCUCAGCUCUUGAAAUUGAUGUCAGAAUCUCUUGCUAAGAGUGUUGCGUUCCGAGUCGAAGAGCAGUUCGCCGUCAUCCUCCAAAACGUGGUUACUCCAGCAUUUACUAGUCUUGCAGUUCAAACUUCGCAGAGAGUUGCCGGUGAUAUCCAUCGUCAGGCUACUGCGCAAAUCGAAAAUAUUGAACAACAGCGCCAAGCUGACACGGUAAAGAUCGAUAAAUUGACACAACUUGUCACAAGCUUAACCGAGACUGUUUCAUCGAUGGCCUCUGCGCAAAGCGACUUCCAAGGACAGUUCUUGAGGAUGCAACAGCAAGCUGUCAUCGACCGAAAACAGGCGGCGGCUCGUCAGUCAGAAGGUCAGCGCAACUCCAUUUCCAGGCCAUCAUCGACUGCUCUCGCGGCCCCAGUUGAGAAAUCGCCCGAGGAAGAGGAAUAUGACUCUAUGCUUAACAGCAUCAGUAAGGCCAUGGCCGAAGGCGAAUACGAAAAUGCUGUCAUCCAAUGGCUUCAAACUCAACGAGAACAGGAGUUCUUCAAGAAGUACUUUUGCCAGUACAACCCUGAAUUCAUUCGCGAAUUGAGCCCUCUUCUCCUGCUUUCGCUCGGUGCUACUGUUAGUCUCGAAUUUGAAGACCCGUUCAUUCACCAACGUAUUGCAUGGAUGGACGUCAUCGUGAACUCCUUCCAUGGUCAUUACAUUGCGGGCACUUUGGAGCAACAGGUCAGAGAACUCAUCCCAAAGAUCAUGGGCAUCUACAUCCAACGCAUCGAACACCUCUUCAUGCGCAUCAGCCAAAUCGCCGCCCAUGAUCCCAAUCUCAAGCGACUGUCCAUGAUGGUUAGCAUUGCGAACCGCAUUCUCGAUAGUGAACGCCAACGCACCGGUUUGUGA
Messenger RNA from Hyaloscypha bicolor E, 4635 nucleotides. RefSeq lists its product as uncharacterized. The record is from RefSeq and is a predicted model, not a curated record. The transcript is spliced from 2 exons. Gene Ontology annotation, molecular function: protein binding. Gene Ontology annotation, biological process: deadenylation-independent decapping of nuclear-transcribed mRNA. NCBI's taxonomy places the organism in Eukaryota, Fungi, Ascomycota, Leotiomycetes, Helotiales, Hyaloscyphaceae. Bases 1 to 4635 code for a protein of 1544 amino acids. Gene Ontology annotation, cellular component: P-body.